Messenger RNA from Saimiri boliviensis boliviensis (Bolivian squirrel monkey), 1274 nucleotides. NCBI's taxonomy places the organism in Eukaryota, Metazoa, Chordata, Mammalia, Primates, Cebidae. The record is from RefSeq and is a predicted model, not a curated record.
AGAAAAGCCCGGGCAGCAGGCUUCAGAAAGACUGAAUGUAAAGCUGGGCUCUGAGUCUGCCAUGCCCCUGGUGUGCUGCUCUGCACAUUAAUUAAGGGGGCUAAGAGGUCAGCAAGGACAUCCGUGGAGACUCCACAAUGAAAGGUGAACUGCUCCUGUUUUCCAGCGUGAUUGUCCUGCUCCAGGUGGCAUGCAGCUGCCCGGACAAGUGCCGCUGUCACUCACCUACAAACUUUGUAGACUGCAGCCGGCAGGGUCUGGCUGAAAUCCCUUCCCAUUUACCUCCUCAGACUCGAAUGCUGCACUUAGAAGAUAAUCAGAUACACCGUCUUCCUGCUUUUGCAUUUAGGUCGGUGCCAUGGCUCAUGACCUUAAACUUGUCCAACAAUUCCCUUUCAAAUCUGGCCCCUGCAGCUUUCCAUGGGCUUCAGCACUUGCAAGUUUUAACCCUAACCCAGAAUUCCCUCCUUUCCCUGGAAAGCAGACUUUUCCAUUCCCUCCCUCAGCUGAGGGAACUUGAUUUGUCAUCUAACAACAUAAGCCACCUUCCCACAUCCCUGGGCAAGACUUGGGAGAACCUAACUAUCCUUGCAGUUCAACAAAACCAGCUUCAACAGCUUGAUCGAGCGCUCCUGGAAUCCAUGCCCAACGUGAGGCUUUUAUUUCUCAAGGACAACCUCUGGAACUGCAAUUGCCACUUGCUUGGUCUUAAACUUUGGCUGGAGAAAUUUAUCUAUAAAGGGGGAAUAACAGAUGGCAUCAUCUGUGGAUCACCAGACAUCUGGAAGGGAAAGGACCUCCUUAGGAUCCCUUAUGAGCUGUACCAGCCCUGCCCUCUUCCUGCUCCUCAUCCAGUGUUCUCACAGGCUCAGUGGCAGGGCUCUGCCCAUGGGGUGGUCCUGAGGCCUGAGAAUCACAACUCGGGGGAGCAAGACCUCUCGGAGUGCGAGCUCAAACCGAAGCCAAGGCCGGCCAACCUGCGUCAUGCCAUUGCCACCGUCAUCAUCACUGGGGUUGUAUGUGGGAUCGUGUGUCUCAUGAUGUUGGCAGCUGCCAUCUACGGCUGCACCUAUGCAGCAAUCACAGCCACGUACCAUGGGGGACCCUUGGCUCAAACCAAUGAACCUGGGAAGGCAGAAGCAAAAGAGCAAUUUGACAGCUCACCAGCGUGAGAGCCUGUGUCUCAAGUAGGACUGGUUAUUGAAGGCUAGAAGAUCGUGUCCAAGUAGGGCUGAUGCGUUCACUGUUAGGCUCAUUUUGCUUUUGCCAAAAGA